AUGAAUCAGUCGUCAUCUUCAACCGCCAACGAAACAAAUGUCCCGUGGAAUAAAAUCGUUCUUGGUGUGUUCCUGUAUUUUAUUGUUCUUGUUACUAUUUUUGGUAACAUCCUAGUACUGGUCGCCGUUAAAAGUAACAAACGUCUUCAGACGGUGUUUAAUUUUUACGUAGUGAAUUUAGCUUUGACAGACGUUUUAGUAGCGGUUACGGCAAUGAGUUUCUACACCUUGGACAAUAUUCUUGGUUAUUGGCCAUUUGGAAGGAUAAUGUGUGGUGUUUGGAUAUUUUUUGAUUAUGGAAUGACGUUCGCGUCCGUUUUCACGCUUUGUAUUAUCUCUAUUGACCGAUUCUGGGCGGUAAAUUGGCCGAUACAUUACAAAUCCCAUCAUAAUAAAAAGAAAGCCCUUGGGAUGAUAUGUGGCGUAUGGUUGUUUACAUUGGUGUUAUGGUUACCCCCGUGUGUACUGGACCGUGUACAGAAUUAUAUUGCAGACGACACCUGUAUUUGGGACCCGUCAUUGAACCAAGAAAUGGUUAUCGUUAUAGGAGUUGUCGGUCACCAUGGUUCGUUCUUCCUGCUGUUCGGGUGUUAUCUCCGGGUUCUUUUUGUAGUACGACGGCAAAGGAAAAUUAUUUCGGCGGAAAUCACUCCAGACUUAUCGAAUAAUUCAAUUCUGAGUCGUCGAAAUCAAGUUUCAAAUUGUACAGUCAGUGAAACAGAUGACAUACCUUCUGUGUCGGUAAUCUGCAACAAAAAGGACAAUAAUCAUCUUCAAAUUCCCAAUUUCUACAAGGCAAACUCAACAAAUUCAGAAUCUAGAAGCAGUAACAAUAACCAUCGAAGAGCUGAAAAUCAAAUCAAAGAAACAAGAACAGGCUCUAAAGCCAUAAAAGAUUCCAAAGUUUUUAUAACCUUGACCUACAUCAUUGUUGGAUACAUCAUUUGCUGGGUACCAUUUCAUGUUGUCUAUGACAUCACAGCAAUUCGCCCAGAUUUAGUGUCGGAAACAAUGUAUUCUAUAACAUUCUGGUUGACCUACAUAAAUUCUACAUUGAAUCCAUUUCUCUACAAUUUCGGAAGUCCAGAAUUCCGAUCAGCCUUUCGUGAAAUACUACGUGGAAAACAUAUGUAAUUCAAAUCCUACCAAA
Messenger RNA from Saccostrea cuccullata (small rock oyster), 1150 nucleotides. Its product is annotated as muscarinic acetylcholine receptor M1-like. Lineage: Eukaryota; Metazoa; Mollusca; Bivalvia; Ostreida; Ostreidae. Gene Ontology annotation, cellular component: plasma membrane. Gene Ontology annotation, molecular function: G protein-coupled receptor activity. Gene Ontology annotation, biological process: adenylate cyclase-activating adrenergic receptor signaling pathway. The record is from RefSeq and is a predicted model, not a curated record. The transcript has 2 exons. The coding region runs from base 1 to 1134 and encodes 377 amino acids.